Molecule: messenger RNA, 1038 nt
Organism: Seminavis robusta
Lineage: Eukaryota; Bacillariophyta; Bacillariophyceae; Naviculales; Naviculaceae
Source: the annotation of a GenBank genome assembly
AAAAAAUAACCCCAACUAAACUAGCCACUUUCGGUUACGCUUUUUGGAAGCCAAUGACACUUCUUGCCGAAGAGGACAGCUUUGACAUUCCAUCAACAACGCCACCAACAAAACUACGUAACAGAUAAAGUAGGAUGAGCUCCCAACCGCCCAAACCUCUAGGUCUCUCCGUUCGCGACCUGCUCUUGGAAUUGAAGAGAGGCAGUGGCGGUGACAGCGCUGUGUCUGAUGGCAAGAACUAUGUGCUACCUGCCUACAAUGAUAUUUUGGUGCAGACUUGCCUGGAUGAAAUGAAUGGCCAUUUGCAGGAGUUGGAAGAUCAGGUCUCUACCGUCACACAACGAAGCAAAGAGAAAACUCCCAUGUCAGUUCGUCCCUCUCUGUUGCUUCAGAACGCUGCCAUUCAACGCCAUAAACGGUGUUUGUUGACGUAUCACCAAGUCCGAUUAAACUCAAUCCAAGACAUGUACUGGCAACAGGGCGUGGCGUCUGUCAACAAGGCAAAAGCCGACAACAAUCAGAACGAAAACUUAUCUCCGUUGGAGCAAGAAUUUCAACAGGAAUAUCAUAAGUUGAUUCAGAAAUAUGCAUCGUCAUUGGAUUUGGAUCUUCACAGUUUGCCAACGCCUCCCUUGCCGCAAGAUAGAGUCCAAGUCAGAGUUCUAAGGGAUGACGUCUUUGGAGAAGUGGGUUCCAUGAUUGCCCUGGAAAGUGGAGCUUCGGUUACGUUUACCAAGGGAAGUACCCACUUUUUGUUGUUCUCGGAUGUAGAGGUUUUCAUCAAUGAUGGCUACUUGGCACUAUUGGAAGGAGAGGAGCAAGACAUGUAACGCGACAACUAUGAAUGCUUUUGGUCGGUUUGGUUGGCUAUGGUGUCCAAUGUUCGUGAUAGUACUUAUAGUGACGACCGGUACUCUCCAGAUUGCUGGGACACUCUUGCACACGAGAAAACAUUAUGGUUCUGCAACAAUACAUUGCUAGCUACAUGCAGUUAGUUUUUUAAGUUGUGUCAAAGAAGUGAAAUUGUAUUGUCGUCAA